AUGGUGGAGGCCUUUGAAGAUGCUGACGAGGAGGCAUCAAGUCUCGUCGAAGCUUGUGACCAAGAGGAGGAAGAGGAGGAACCUUAUGAGAAGACGAGCAGUGACUGCCAGCCAUUGGUGCAGAGAUGGCGCCUCCGCUUGCUCGAGCAGGUGGAGCGGCGGGAUAGCCAACUGCAGGGUUUGCAAGCGUUGUACGAGCAGUACAGCGAAUGCCGGCGCAACCUUCAGGCGGCCGACGCCAACAAGCGUGUGCCCGGAACUGGCUACUUAGUUCCGAAGGACGUAGCCGAGGCCAAGGAGCUGCACAAUGCAGCCGAGAAGCUACUGCGGCACAAGGAAUCUCAGAUCCAAGAGCUGCAGAGGCACAACAAGGAGCUGCUGGAUGAGCUUCAGCGAAAGGAGCUGGCCCACACUCACACCUGCAGAGAGGCUACACGGCUAUCACAGGAGAAUGGGCACUUGAAAGCCACGCUCGGGCGGCUAGUCGCGCAGCAAAAGCGGGAGCUACAAGGAGAGCUGCAGGAAAAGGAGUUAGCCCACCUGGAGACCUGUCGCGAAGCGACAAGGCUAGCUCAGGAAAAUGGGCACCUGAAGAGCGAGCUGAGCCGUCUGCAACAGAGGUUGCGCCAACAGACGGAUAUUGAGGUUUCCUCGGAGGCUCUUGCUUGUCACGAUGACGCGGUUGGGGAGGCCCAGAGCAACGGAGAUGCCGGCAAAGGCGAACGUCAGAGCACCUCAGGGCCAAAUUCAAGGAUUGGGUGA
Symbiodinium sp. CCMP2592 is the source of this 762-nucleotide messenger RNA. The record is from the annotation of a GenBank genome assembly. Lineage: Eukaryota; Dinophyceae; Suessiales; Symbiodiniaceae.